This is a messenger RNA of Coregonus sp. 'balchen', 14941 nucleotides long. The record is from the annotation of a GenBank genome assembly. NCBI's taxonomy places the organism in Eukaryota, Metazoa, Chordata, Actinopteri, Salmoniformes, Salmonidae.
AUGGAGAGGGGAAAGAGCCAGUGGUACAACCAGGAUGCUGCAGACCCUCCUCGGGCAAGGGAUGGGGCGAGGUAGGUCAAGUGUGGCUCUCUACUGCCUAUUCAGUGCAUUGUAGCCUAUUUUGUAGUGAUUAGGGUAUAAUCCCAAGUGUGAUUGAAUGUUGUCAAUACUGAUCCAUUUAUGUGAGUAUGACUUCAACAGAUGUCCUCAAUGUAUCGACUGCUGAUUUAGCCUGCUAUUGACUCCAACCAGGAUUAGUCAUCAAGGUCUCCAUGUCUAACCCCAUUACCAGAGGGAGUCAGUGGGACCAUCUAUAGAUCACGGCCUCAAUGUCUCAUGACCAUGUUUGUCUGCGAGGCUUAUCAAACAGACAAUCUAUUAUCCUACGUUUGUCAGGCUCACCACCACCACCAUCGUUUUACUGUCUCCUAAGAGAUUGUAUAGGCUUAUAUUACGGAUGUGCUGGUAUUGUUUUCUUUGUGAAAAUAAUUGGGGCACUGACUUCCUUGUUUGUGAAGGUGGGGAGACUGCUACAAAGGGGCCGGACCUUGGUCCAAUACUACGAGUUUGUACAAAGGAUGGGACAAGUGCAAACUUGGUCUCUUUCAAUGGAGAGAAACAUUCCCAUAGUAUAGAAAGUUGUAGGCCUAUUGCUUAGUUGCCAUGAUUGUCAGAUAUUCACAUGUCUAUACAAUACAUUCCAGCUGAGUAAUAUCGGCUGACAGUGUUAGCAAUAAGGUGACAAUGCUGGAUGUAAUCUGUACUGGCACAGACCUCAAUGGCAAUUGGCCUUGAACAGUGUUAUAUGAUAAUGUAAAUUACUUCAGCAGACUACAAUUGCCCUUAACCCUCCCGUUGUCCUAGGGUCAAAAUUACCCGCCACUGUGUUGAACCAACUUUAUUAAAUUUUUAUAUUUUUGGGAUCAUUUGUGAGAAGGAGGCAGUGAUACUUUCUCUAAAGUCUCACUGCCUCCUUCUCACAAAUGAUCCCAAAAAUAUAAAAAUUAAAUAAAGUUGGUUCAACACAGUGGCGGGUCAUUUUGACCCUAGGACAACGGGACUCUAGCAUGCAACAAAUUGGUUGCAUGCAGGUUGCUUGAAUUUGAGUUAUUCCCAUGCGUUUCAUUGGCAGUUGCAUUUAAAAAAUGUGAUUCUGUGAUUUGGGCCUCAUUGGCCCCAUGUCACAUGUACAGUUGGCUACAGUACAGUGGACUCGGUGAGAUGCCAAGCGAUGCUCAAAGCACACACUAAUAAAUGUGUGCAUAUCCGUGUGCUACGUGGCAGGGCCUGCGACUUCUACCGUCAGUCUAAGCAUACACAUUCCGUCCCCAUGUUUGCUUUGAGACACGGCCCAUGCGUCCUCUCUUCUGUAACACACAGACUGGGCCUGUUCUCAGAUUCUCAUUCUCCGACUUUUCAUUAAAGAAAAGGACAAUUGUAUGAUCUAUCUGUCAAAAACAUGAGGUGGAACCCAAUGCCAGGCGUAUUAUGAAAGGAAUGUAAAUUCAAUGUAGAGUAAAAUCUGGUCAGAUGCAGACGACUGUUAACAUUUACAGACUUGGUCAGGCUAUAGGUCUGUCUAUAAAGACACACAGUAGGUCAGUUUUCCACAAAGUAGUCCCAGGCCUAAUGGUCUGCAGACUAACAUGUAAAGGAAGGGAUGAAAUUUCACAGGGCUUUGAAUAGAGCUCCGGCUACCCUGCUUCCAUUGUUUUACACUCCUAUAUCAGCCCCACCCCAGGCUUAGUCAUGUGAGUAUGACUGGGACCUGUGCAAAGCUGUCAUCAAGGCAAAGGGUGGCUAUUUUAAAGAAUCUCAAAUAUAAAAUAUAUUCUGAUUUUUGUUUAACACUUUUUUUUUUUUUUGUUACUACAAGAUUCCAUAUGUGUUAUUUCAUACUUUUGAUGUCUUCACUAUUAUUCGACAAUGUAGAAAAUAGUCAAAAUAAACCAAAACCCUUGAAUGAGUAGGUGUUCUAAAACUUUGGACGGGUAGUGUAUGUUCUCACUUUUAAUGCCUGUAUGUAACAUGCUCUAUACCCAGACACUCGGUAGCCUAAAGAGAAACCAUAAACCGUUUUAACCUGGCCUCCUGAAACUGUAAAGUGUUUUAUUAUUGGAACAUUUUGCCAACCGAAGUGAGAGAAUGGCAGCCGGUCAACUUCACUUAAAUUUCUCAAUCGUCAUUGACUGAUGUUUUAGACAACGCCUUAUUUCUGGAGAGACUUGGCCUAUCUGUAGUCUGGCUUUUUACAUUUACAUUUUAGUCAUUUAGCAGACGCUCUUAUCCAGAACGACUUACAGUUAGUUAGUGCAUACAUUAUUAAUUUUUUUCAUACCCCCUGUGGGAAUCGAACCCACAACCCUGGCGUUGCAAACGCCAUGCUCUAUCAACUGAGCUACAUCCCUGCCGGCCAUUCCCUCCCCUACCCUGGACGACGCUGGGCCAAUUGCGCGCCGCCCCAUGGGUCUCCUGGUCGCGGCCGGCUACGACAGAGCCUGCAUUCGAACCAGGAUCUCUAGUGGCACAGCUAGCACUGCGAUGCAGUGCCUUAGACCACUGCGCCACUCGGGAUACUUUUUAUGGCGGUUUUGGAGCAGUGGCUUCUUCCUUGCUUCUUCCUUCCUAACCUUUCAGGUUAUGUCGAUAUAGGACUCGUUUUACUGUGGAUAUAGAUACUUUUGUACCUGUUUCCUCCAGCAUCUUCACAAGGUCCUUUGCUGUUGUUCUGGGAUUGAUUUGCACUUUUUGCACCAAAGUACGUUCAUCUCUAGGAGACAGAACGCAUCUCCUUUCUGAGCGGUAUGACAGCUGCGUGGUCCCAUGGUGUUUAUACUCGCGUACUAUUGUUUGUACAGAUGAACGUGGUACCUUCAGGCGUUUGGAAAUUGCUCCCAAGGAUGAACCAUACUUGUGGAGGUCUACCAUUUUCUUUCUGAGGUCUUGGUUGAUUUCUUUUGAUUUUCUCAUGAUGUCAAGCAAAGAGGCACUGAGUUUGAAGGUAGGCCUUGAAAUACAUCCACAGGUACACCUCCAAUUGACUCAAAUUAUGCCAAUUAGCCUAUCAGAAGCUUCUAAAGCCAUGACAUUUUCUGGAAUUUUCCAAGCUGUUUAAAGGCACAGUGAACUUCGUGUAUGUAAACUUCUAACCCACUGGAAUUGUGAUACAGUGAAAUAAUCUGUCUGUAAACAAUUGUUGGAAAAAUUACUUGUGUCAUGCACAAAGUAGAUGUCCUAACCGACGUGCCAAAACUAUAGUUUGUUAACAAGAAAUUUGUGGAGUGGUUGAAAAACAAACAAGUUUUAAUGACUCCAACCAAAGUAUAUGUAAACUUCGGACUUCAACUGUAUAUCAUGUAAAGGUUACUACAAGCUCUACUCCAUUGAGCUAUGUGUAUGCGUGCACGUGGGUGGAGUGGGGGUUUUGGAGUAGCAGACCCCAUUUGAUAUCCUUGCCAGUCUCACUCCCAUUCACAAGUAUUUUCUUGUCUUAAUUUUGUGAAAACAAGGAAGAGUCUCCUUCCCUUGCUAGUAGUGGCUAGCUGGCUUUAGCCUAACUAAAAACAUAGCAAGCUAGCUAGCCUUUUUAGCUUCCUACAUCUCCAUGUGUAAUAAUCAGAUAAAAUAUUUUUAAAAUAUCUCUGGCAAAUAUUCUUAUACUUGCCGGCAUAACGUAUAACAUUAUCCCAGUUUGAUAUGCUGCUUGCGUAUUAAUUCCCAUAUCAGCUAAAAAUAGAAAGUCAUGUUUUGGACACAGAGAAAAAGGCACAUGGCUAGCUAGUUGGCUACAUAAGGUUCUACCAUUUCACAAUAGCCUGUAAUAACUAGUUAUGACUUUUAAACAAUACCUUUUUGGGUGGAUUCUUGGGUUUUCUUGUCUUCUCAUUUGUUGUGAACGGAAAAUAACGGUCUUGUUUUCCCUUGCUAGCAAGUUGGCUAAACACUGCAAGCUAGCUAGCCUUUUAGCUUCCCACAGCUCCAUGUGAAAAAAUCAGAUUUAUAAUUGAAUAAUAUUCCCUGGCAAUGUUAUCCCAGUUUGAUAUGCUGCUUGAAUGUUUUCACUCCCAUAUCAGCUGGAGAAAAAGCACAUCCCGCAGCUGUUUUUACCAGUCUGGAAUCAUUAUUACAACUAAACAAAGUAAACUUUUGGGCGACUCUAAGGCUACAAUAUUUGGUUUAUUGGUUGAACAGUCGCUGAGAUUCUAUUUGCUUAUCAAUGCAAAAUAGGCUACAUUGACGCAUAGCCUAUAUAUCAGAUCAAGGAACCAAGCAAGAUUCCUUGCCUACACAACACUGCCCCCACGGCUACGGAAGAGAUGAUACGGCACGUUACAAUUUUCAUGUGACACGGGAGUACGUCAAAUGUCGGAGCGCACGUGAGCCUUUCCUAUUUUGUUCUAUAUUGUUCCUCAAUCAAGUGGAGAGGCUGACAUCACUGAUUCCCAUCAGCCCAACUCCUUGAAUGCCCUACUACUUUAAGUUUUCAGUUGUCUAAAAAAAACAAUAUUUUGCAAAAAAAUAUAUAUUGUACCCUUUGCGUGUACUUUACUGUAUUUAUACUUAGGAUAUCGCUUUUCAACAGUAAAAUGGGGGUCUAGUCUAGAGUAGACUGGCAUAUACAGUGAGGGAGAAAAGUAUUUGAUCCCCUGCUUAUUUUGUACGUUUGCCCACUGACAAAGACAUGAUCAGUCUAUAAUUUUAAUGGUAGGUUUAUUUGAACAGUGAGUGAGAAUAACAACAAAAAAAUCAAGAAAAACGCAUGUCAAAAAUGUUAUAAAUUGAUUUGCAUUUUAAUGAGGGAAAUAAGUAUUUGACCCCUCUGCGAAACAUGACUUAGUACUUGGUGGCAAAACCCUUGUUGGCAAUCAGAGGUCAGACGUUUCUUGUAGUUGGCCACCAGGUUUGCACACAUCUCAGGAGGGAUUUUGUUCCACUCCUCUUUGCAGAUCUUCUCCAAGUCAUUAAGGUUUCGAGGCUGAUGUUUGGCAACUCGAACCUUCAGCUCCCUCCACAGAUUUUCUAUGGGAUUAAGGUCUGGAGACUGGCUAGGCCACUCCAGGACUUUAAUGUGCUUCUUCUUGAGCCACUCCUUUGUUGCCUUGGCCGUGUGUUUCGGGUCAUUGUCAUGCUGGAAUACCCAUCCACAACACAUUUUCAAUGCCCUGGCUGAGGGAAGGAGGUUCUCACCCAAGAUUUGAUGGUACAUGGCCCCGUCCAUCGUCCCUUUGAUGCAGUGAAGUUGUCCUGUCCCCUUAGCAGAAAAACACCCCCAAAGCAUAAUGUUUCCACCUCCAUGUUUGACGGUGGGGAUGGUGUUCUUGGGGUCAUAGGCAGCAUUCCUCCUCCUCCAAACAUGGCGAGUUGAGUUGAUGCCAAAUAGCUCGAUUUUGGUCUCAUCUGACCACAACACUUUCACCCAGUUCUCCUCUGAAUCAUUCAGAUGUUCAUUGGCAAUUUCAGUGCUUUCUUGAGCAGGGGGACCUUGCGGGCGCUGCAGGAUUUCAGUCCUUCACGGCGUAGUGUGUUACCAAUUGUUUUCUUGGUGACUAUGGUCCCAGCUGCCUUGAGAUCAUUGACAAGAUCCUCCCGUGUAGUUCUGGGCUGAUUCCUCACCGUUCUCAUGAUCAUUGCAACUCCACGAGGUGAGAUCUUGCAUGGAGCCCCAGGCCGAGGGAGAUUGACAGUUAUUUUGUGUUUCUUCCAUUUGCGAAUAAUCGCACCAACUGUCACCUUCUCACCAAGCUGCUUGCCGACGGUCUUGUAGCCCAUUCCAGCCUUGUGUAGGUCUACAAUCUUGUCCCUGACAUCCUUGGAGAGCUCUUUGGUCUUGGCCAUGGUGGAGAGUUUGGAAUCUGAUUGAUUGCUUCUGUGGACAGGUGUCUUUUUAUACAGGUAACAAACUGAGAUUAGGAGCACUCCCUUUAAGAGUGUGCUCCUAAUCUCAGCUCGUUACCUGUAUAAAAGACACCUGGGAGCCAGAAAUCUUUCUGAUUGAGAGGGGGUCAAAUACUUAUUUCCCUCAUUAAAAUGCAAAUCAAUUUAUAAAAUUUUUGACAUGUGUUUUUCUGGAUUUUUUUGUUAUUCUGUCUCUCACUGUUAAAAUAAACCUACCAUUACAAUUAUAGACUGAUCAUUUCUUUGUCAGUGGGCAAAUGUACAAAAUCAGCAGGGGAUCAAAUACUUUUUUCCCUCACUGUAGACAAUGUUGGUAUGCCAUGUCUGUCACAAACGGUUCUAUUGAUACCGGUUUUCUAUACAGGACCCACUUGGCAGGGUUAAGAGUUGGCUGUGUAUCAAGUGUGGGCAACCAUCGUAGAAAUUGGGGGAAAUGUUACUUAAAAGCCUUUUGUGGAAAUGACAUCUAGCAUCCCCCCCCCCCCCCUCUUGUUUUCGAGUGUCCCUCGGUUGGGGAGUGUUGCUUAAACGGAACAACUAGUGGUAGGGAGAGCAAAAUUAGGCUUAGGGAAUGGGACAUCACUAGCGCACAUCAGAAACUGCAAACUGAUACCACAAUUCAAUGAUGAUGAGCCUUGUGUUUUUCACAAUGCCUGUAGUGGCUGCAAUAAUAGCUUUCCUUAUAUUUCUCAUGCAACAAAUAUGUACUUACUAUAUAAGCAACAAAUGAGAACAGCAGAACAACAAUGUGCCUGUACUAUUGUACCCAUCUUCUGGCUGUGGCUCAGUGUGGAGUAGUAAUGAAGCAGGACUUUCAUUCCAUAGCUGUUUGACAUAACAGUCUCAUUUCCUUCACUCAGUCAUAACUAGUGGAAUCAUUGUAGUUAGAACAAUUAAAACCACUGUUCUGAAUUAGGCUAAUAUGGCUACACAUCCAUAGCAUACACGUAUUACUAUCCUCCACUGCACAAUAAGCAAUAAAAUAGUUAGCUACUGCUACGUUACUUGCAUUGGCAAGUAUCUUCAUUCUCUAACAUUACUACAAAUAAAGAACAAUUACAAGUUAUUGACUUUGAAAUAUUUUUUCAUGAACAGCAAGGCAAGCUUACAAAAUUGGACAUUCAAUUCGCAUUAAAUCCUUUAGCUAGCAAGUUAGAUUAUUUACAUCCACUGGGUUUCACAAGAUGACUUGCUGGUUUUCUCAGGAGUCCCUAAAACACUAAUUACAAUUCAUACAAAUGUAAAACGCCCAUAUAGCAAGCUAGUUGGCUAAUGUUAGCUAGUCGGCUAACUUGUUAAAUAGCGAUUUUCGGGAAUUUGACAAAUAUGCAUAAUCGUUUUUCUCUACAUUUAGUAACAUAUUCCUCUGAACUGUACAUUUUUUACAUGAUUCGUUAUGAAGCUAUAAUUACUUACAUUUUUGUCAGCCAUCUUCCUGAAGCAACUUUAGAGCCUUGGGUCGCAGAGCUUUAUGGGAGUUUUGAUAACCACUCGAUAGGAAGUCUGCAUUUCACUUUUUCUUGGGGGGGGGUGUAUUGGGAUUGAGCCCAAGUACAUCUUUAGCAAACGAUGAUGCAUUGAUUUAGUAUAUUAAUGUGCUGCACAUCAAGUGGCAUACCAUGUGUUCCGUACUGUUGUGGAUCCAUAGCCAGGGGUGGAAUAGGGAGUUUGAACCUCUACUCCCUGUCAGAAAAGGCUUGACGGGACGGUUUGAGCAGCUCGCUGGCAUCACCACACACUCAAACCCACCUGAGCUUCUCAGACUUUCUCUGCACUGUAAUGAUGAAAUCUACUGUAAUUAUGUCUUCAAGCUAAGAUCAUAUGUAAAGGAUCUAUAUUUCUUUCAUCUCAGUCUAGCCUAGCUACUCUGAGCUUGUGGAAUUUUUUAAAGUACAGGAAAGGCUUAUUGCUCCACUGACUGUCAGUGCAGAAGGCGUGUGUCCUUAUGUCAUCCACUACGAAGUGUCACACCAUUUCAACACAAAGCCACUUCCUUUCGGUAAUAGAACAAUCAGCUUUCGCUGGAAGGAUGUGGCCAUACUGAGCUGAACUAGUUCAGAAGUCACUCAGAACCAAUCAUUAUGCAGUAGCAGAUUUUUAAGACUUGAAGGCCUUUGAUUCAUUCUGCACUUUUAUAUAUUUUUAUGUUGCAUGUUUUUGUCCUGUGAAAAGAAUAUCAACUCAGGAAACCAAUGUUUCUUAGGUCUAAUGAUGUCUUACACUUUGUAGGCUAUACAUUGCCAUUAUUGGAUUCUACUUGGGCUAGUCUGUUUUGAAAUGGGCUUGAAUGGGGAUGUUUCGUGCAUUCAUCUAUGCCAUAGCUUAUAUACAGUGAUGAGCCUUAAAGGAAGCUAGUCGCCAAGAAAGCAUGUGGUUUACUAGCUGUUUACAGCCUUGUCACAAGAUGUGUUGACACAGUUUUUUACAGUUACGAUAAGGCAGGUUACUCAGAAAAAAUGGUCACCUUUUCCAUGCAUCAUAAAGAUAAGCCUUUGGCCUCCAACUGUCCAUUUUUCAUGGAUCCUUUAUUGCAGUUAACCUAGUCAGAGAUGAGGAAAUGCACUCCGUUUACAGCGAGUCCACAAACUACCAUUUACAUACUACUCUAUUCCACUUAUUAGACCAGACCUCUAUCCAUUAUACACAGUGACAAUUGUCAGCAAGACAAAAUAAUGGGUUUUCACUCCUUUUGCAAUUUGCUUGUUGUAUCCCAGGGGCUGAAAUGUGAUUGUGGUUUGUCUUUGAGCCAGUGGUGAUAUUCAUAUCCAUCUUAAUGGUGUGUGUACUUAAGGCAGACCUCUGAAGGCAUUAGGCUAGACGGCGUGUUUGGAAAAAGCAGUGCUUCAUUAUUUACGUAGUAUUCAUAUUCGAUACUACGUGGUUCGACAUUGGUCGAGUCUAUAAAUACAAACAACCAUUUUAUUUAUAUUGUCUGUAUAUUUAUCUCCUCAAACCUCAAUGGCUUAAGAUUGAUGGGUGUUUUGGUUGAUCCAUUUUGCCCUUCUCGUCCUCUCUUCCAGCUACCCGGUGGAGAGUGGAGGACUGUCGGUGAAGAAGGGGAGUAAGAGCAAGAAUUUGGAGAAGACUAGGAGAGCCCUCAGUCUGGAGGAGGCCCAACUGGAGCUCCAGCAGCAGAGCAGGAACCUCACCAGACAAGCCCCUGUCAGGUAACCACACAGACACACUGUGCAACCAUAGGCUGUUUUUGCACAGGCAGCCCAAUUCUUAUCUUUUGCCCAAUCAUUGGGAAAAAAAUAUCAGAAAUGGGCUGCCUGUGUAAACGCAGCCAUAUGGACUUCAAGAUUUUACCAUAGAUGCUUAAACACACUUGUUGUUUUCUCUUUGUGAAUGUGUGAAUUAAACUAAGGCCUCUGUGUUUGACUGUCAAUGUCUGUCGAUAAUUCGCUAAACCCACAGACUUCACGUAACGUCAUGCUGAUGCUUUGUCUUCCAAAGGUCUCAGACAUUCGAUGUGGAUAGAAGUUUUGAGAGGACUGAAGGCAGCGGUUCACAAAGUGUACGUUCACUCGUUUUGACUUUUUGACACAGUUUAUGGUUGGGAUAGCUUGAAUCAGCUGCUUUAUCAAGUUUUCAAGGCUUCUCAGUACUCUAACAUGGUCAAUUUAGUCAUGCUUUUUUUCUUCUGUUCAACAGAGUUUUAUAAAGCACAACAAAACAUUCCACAAGCUGUUUCCUGACAUUCCGGAGAGUGAAGACUUACUACAUGGUAAGUGACGUUUGGAAUAUUAUUGGUGGCCAAAGGUGGCUCUCCAAACAAAAUACUGUGUGUCAAAUACUCGCGUCAUGGAAACAGCUAUUCAUGACAUUUUUAAACUAAUUGUUAAAACAAUAGCAUGGUUUGGCGAUGCUGCGGCAUGAGUUGCCACAAAACCAUAAUAACUGACAAUGGUGCACAGUUAUCUGGCAGCCUUUUCGGCCAUCACCGUCUGACCGACAGACGGUGCUUGCUGUGUCAUCACGCUGCCAGGCCUUAUGUAACUAACAUUCCCAUGUCCUCUCUUUCUCCCCAGCCUACAUCUGUGCCCUGCAGAAGGAAGUGCCCUACCAUGGCAGGCUCUACGUCACCGAGCACCACGCAUGCUUCCACUCUUCCGUGCUGCUCAAGGACACCAAGGUAAGCAAACCUGACCCUUGAUAGGUGACUAGGCUUUUUAGUUGAAAACAACAUGGUUUGAACUUUGUCCUACUUGUGAAUAAAUGGUUUGGAUGUCCUAUUCGUAGCUAAUGGAGAAAUAUAUACAUAUACAGUGAAUUCGGAAGGUAUUCGACCCCUUGACUUUUUCCACAUUUUGUUACGUUACAGCCUUAUUCUAAAAUUGAUUAAAUUGUUUUUUUCCCUAUUCAGUCUACACACAAUACCCCAUAAUGACAAUGCAAAAACAGGUUUUUAGAAAUGUUGCUAAUUUAUAAAAAAACUGAAAUAUCACAUUUACGUAAGUACUCAGUACUUUGUUGAAGCACCUUUUGGCAGCGAUUACAGCCUCAAGUCUUCUUGGGUAUGACGCUACAAGCUUGGCACUCCUGUAUUUUGGGAGUUUCUCCCAUUCUUCUCUGCAGAUCCUCUCAAGCUCUGUCAGGUUGGAUGGGGAGUGUUGCUGCACAGCCAACCCUACAGUUUAUUAAUAUGAAUUUUACUUGGUACAUCUAAAGUAAUGAUUAUUGUUUGAAAAGCCUUUUUCUUAGGGAUGUGACGGUACUGUUGCAAGUGAAGGUCUGUUGCUCCUCUCUGUGUGUUUCUGCAGUUGGUGAUCCCGGUGACCAGCGUGCACAUUAUGAAGAAGCAGAACACCGCCCUGCUGGUGCCCAAUGCCCUGUCUAUCCGCACCAUCGAGGGAGAAAAGGUCAGGGUUCACUUCCUUAGCUAUCACAUUGACACUGCAUAGUCCAUCCCUUAAUCAAAUUAUAUGAUCUAUACUGGUGGUUGUAUUGUCAAUCUUUAAUAGAGGGCAACCGAUGAGUUACAUAACACUCAUUGACCUCUGAUAUCAAAGAUUUUAAUCUGGUCAAUGACUUAGCUCAUUUGAAGGCAAAGGUUUGCAACCUUGUACGUUACAGUUUGACUAAAGGGCAUCCAAGCUAAAAUGUCUCUCUCUCCUGUGUGUGUUUUUAGUACCUGUUUGUGUCUUUGCGGAACCGAGAGGCAUGCUACAAACUCCUGCGGUCCGUUUGUCCUCAACUGGAGGAUGGAAGUGCCAACAGCAGCACCUUAUUCUCUUCUGCGGACAAUAGCUUUGAUAAGGGCAAGCUGGUGGUGAGUUAGAAUCACUACCUUUUAUUGUCUUCCUAAAGUUUUUAUUUUUUUAUUCCUGAGUGAAAAUACUACAACAGCCCUUCGUAACCUAACGUUACUGCCUCAUAUUCUACUGUAGAUGUUUUGGCCUCUAUUUUGAAGCUGGUUUUAACCCACUGCCUUUUUCCAUCUCCCCAGAACUCCAGUCAGUCCAGUGUAGAGGACAGUUUUGACCAGCUGGACGGGUCAGAACCCAAGCUCUUCCUUGACUCGCCCCCACCCAGCCCACACAUAGGUGAGUGCGCCUAACUGGAAUAGUAGUCUGGAAGAAGAUCAGCCUUUAGUCUGGAGGGUCUACUCUGGACUAGUACUUUUUAACUCUGCAUUGUUGGGAAAGGGCUCGUAAGUAAGCAUUUCAUGGUAAAGUCUACACUCGUUGUAUUCGCUGCAUGUCACAAAUUGUAUUUUAUUGUGGUCCUGUUUCCUGGACACAGAGUAAGCCUAGUCCUGGACAAAAAAAUCCCUUUCAAGGGAGAAUUUCCUUUGAGCGUGCUUAAUCUUAAGCACAAUGUUCAACCUCUCCUGUAGUCCCUAAUGUGUAGACUGAUAAAGUUUUACAGUUGGCUACAUGCGAGUGUUCUCUUUUCUUAUGAAUGGUGUAUUUUGUAGGUUAAAUGAAUAGGGUGCUUUGUUCAACCUCCCCAGAAAGUACCCCCAUGUGUAGACUAAUAAAGUUUUACAGUCGGCUACAAGUGACGUUAUCUGUUGUGUACGUACCUGACCUCCACAUGCAAAGUCCAAGGUAAUGUUUUUAGAGAUGGACUAACGUGUGUUUUUUUUCAUCCUCCUCAGACCUAGUGCCUCAAGGGAGCAGCUGCAGCCCUAGGAGCACGCACACGCAGCAGAGUGACAGCUCCUUAGAGGACCUUUCAGGUAAACACACACACACAACGUAGGCCUAUGUGUCUGGUUGUCUCCUUUUCUCACACAAACAGAAAAAAAGCUUUAUCACAGCGAGCCACUGACAAGCAAGUUGUUUUACAGUUAGUCAUGUGUGUGCCAUAGUGGGAUUGCUUGAUUUUAUUUGGCAAUGGAAAAUGCAUAUAAAGCUGCCAGAGACAUUACAUGCCUGCGCUAACCACAUGUCGUUCUGUCUCUCCUCGGUCAGGUGGCUCGUGGGUGUGGAGUGUGACGGAAAAAGCCCGCUCCAUCCUCAUCCAGAGAGAGGCCAGCAGCCUCAACACUCUCCUCUUCAUCUACCUAAUACUGUAAGUGACCUCUAACCUCUCCACACUCAUCUACCGAAUCCUGCUUCCCUAACUUCCUAUCUUUACACUUGCUCUGUAUUUGCUCAGUUUAACCCCCUAUGGUCGAUGUCCGUGCCCCCGCUGAAAUCUAAUUAGCAUAAUAAAAAAUCCCCAUCGCAAUCUGUCAGUUUAAGCUAGAGAUGUCAGUUUUUUUUGCAUUGGAUGCAUCUCAAUCCACCGCAUCCGCUUAUGUCGCACUUCUGCAUCUGCAGUGAAAGGUGACAGCGCUAGAACGGUGUUUGUCAGACCAUGAGACAUCCCGAAAAUCGGUGUUCUCACAAAAUUGGCUGUAGUGUCCGAAAGGUGUUCGAUGGGGUUGAGGUCAGGGCUCUGUGCAGGCCAGUCAAGUUCUUCCACGCCGAUCUCUACAAAUCAUUUUGGUAUGGACCUCGCUUUGUGCACGGGGGCAUUGUCAUGCUGAAACAGGAAAGGGCCUUCCCCAAACUGUUGCCACAAAGUUGGAAGCACAGAAUCAUCUAGAAUGUCAUUGUAUGCUGUAGCGUUAAGAUUUCCCUUCAAUGGAACUAAGAGCCUAGCCCGAACCAUGAAAAACAGCCCCAGACCAUUAUUCCUCCACCAAACUUUACAGUUGGCACUAUGCCUUCGGGCAGGUAGCGUUCUCCUGGCAUCCGCCAAACACAGAUUCGUCCGUCGGACUGCCAAAUGGUGACACGUGAUUCAUCACUCCAGAGAACGCGUUUCCACUGCUCCAGAGGUCAAUGGCGGCGAGCUUUACACCACUCCAGCCGACGCUUGGCAUUGCGCAUGGUGAUCUUAGGCUUGUGUGCAGCUGCUCGGCCAUAUAAACCUGCUUCAUUAAAUUCCAGACUAACAGUUCUUGUGCUGACGUUGCUUCCAGAGGCAGAUUGGAACUCUGUAGUGAGUGUUGCAACCGAGGACAGACGAUUUUUACACACUUCAGCACUCUCGGUCCCAUUCUGUGAGCUGAGCUGUUGUUGCUCCUAGACGUUUCCACUUCACAAUAACAGCAUUUACAGUUGACCGGCGCAGCUCUAGCAGGGCAGAAAUUUGACUAACUGACUUGUUGGAAAGGUGGCAUCCUAUGACUGUGCCACGUUGAAAGUCACGUCUGUAAGGCCAUUCUACUGCCAAAGUUUGUCAAUGGAGAUUGCAUGGCUGUGUGCUUGAUUUUAUACACCUAUCAGCAACGGGUGUGACUGAAAUAGCCGAAUCCACUCAUUUGAAGAGGUGGCCACAUACUUUUGUAUAUAUAUAGUGUAUAUAAGGAGACUGUUUAGUGCCAAAAAAAGGGGUUAAUAUGUAUGUAUGUGUGUGUGUGUUAUUUAUAUAUAUAUAACACACACACACACACACACACACACACACACACACACACACACACACACACACACACACACACACACACACACACACACACAGUACCAGUCAAAAGUUUGGACACACCUACUCAUUCAAGGGUUUUUCUUAAUUUUUACUAUUUUUUACAUUGUAGAAUAAAAGUGAAGAUAUCAAAACUAUGAAUUAACAUAUGGAAUCAUGUAGUAACCAAAAAAGUGUUAAACAAAUCAAAAUAUGUUUUAUAUUUGAGAUUCUUCAAAUAGCCACCCUUUGCCUUGAUGACAGCUUUGCACACUCUUGGCAUUGUAAAAAUAAAGAGAAACCCUUGAAUGUGUAGGUGUGUCCAAACUUUUGACUGGUAGUGUAGAUAGAUGGAUGGCACAGACACUACAGAACAAACUUCCUUUAGAUUAUGUUUGUGGGACUAUCUGUUCCAUGUAGUGAUUAUGUUAUUCAAUGUGUUUGUAUGGUGCUAAUAGCAAAGGUCCUUUUUUUUUUUUUUUUUUUUUUUUUUUUUUACAGCAUUUUUGUAUAUAUUUUUUGGAUACUUCAAGGGGUCUUAAAAUUCGAACUCAAAUUAUCCUUGGUAUGACCUUAAAACAAUUCCAUAUAGCUUAGUAGAAACCCCUCUCCCCUGACUUAGACUGUUAUGGGUGAAUGGGAUUCGGUGUGUCUAGACUUGAGGGCCUCAUUUCACAAAACACGUUUCUAGGCUUAUGCUCUGCAGGCAUGGUAACCAAUGUGUUCCUAAAAGCAUUUGCAUACAUGUGCCUAGUUACACGUGAUUAAAUGAUGAGAUAAGAAAAAGCUAUACGACUGGUUAAAUAAGUUAUGUACUCCACAAACACGUAAAAAUGUCCAGCUGCUCUAGAUCUAGUUCUACUUGCUCUGGAAGACUAAGUUUAAAACCAUCACGUCAAAGUUGCCGCAUUGGAAUGUGCUCUUUGAAGACUGACAAUAGAUUGAGGAAAUUAAUUUUGGAUGGCCUAUGACCAAUUUGAAUGAGGUGAAUUGAAGCCGCAUAUGCGGGUGUGACUAAACAUUGUUUGUGUUUAGGGUGGUACUACUGCUGCUAUCAUCGGGGUACAUCGGCCUCCGUAUUGUGGCUCUGGAGGAGCAGUUGACCUCUCUGGGCGCCCUCCCAGAAUUCUCCCUACAGAGCAGGUAA